Messenger RNA from Lathyrus sativus (Indian pea), 318 nucleotides. The record is from the annotation of a GenBank genome assembly. NCBI's taxonomy places the organism in Eukaryota, Viridiplantae, Streptophyta, Magnoliopsida, Fabales, Fabaceae.
AUGGACUCAAAUGUUAUCCUUGUGAAUGAGGGUAGCUCUGCACAGAAGCAUCAAAACAAAGCAGUGUCAUCAGAUGGAAACACAAGGAUUGCAGCACGUCCAUGUCCAGUGCAAGAUGCUAGUUCUGACAGAGGAAACAACCAAAUGCCCCAUGCCAAUGCAUUGAUCGUACCUAAAGAUGAGCCUGUUGAUGAAUUGUCUGAUUAUGAGCUUCCCAUUGCAAUGGUUCCUCCUGAACCUAUAAGUUUAAGGCAUUCAUCAAAGAAGAGUGGUAUUACUAGAAAGCAAGGUGGCCAUGUCUCUGUGACAUCAUCAUAG